This is a messenger RNA of Paramuricea clavata, 4866 nucleotides long. NCBI's taxonomy places the organism in Eukaryota, Metazoa, Cnidaria, Anthozoa, Malacalcyonacea, Plexauridae. The record is from the annotation of a GenBank genome assembly.
GUCUGGUACUGGUUCGGUUUUUGCGCGGGAAAAAAUCAAAAUGGCGUCCGAUUUGGAAGAACUUGGUCAAUAUUUUGAACAAAAAUGUGCUAACGUUUCACAGAUUUUAGAGCUUAGAGGCAUUGGUAAGUUAUGGUCGAAUAUUUUGCAGUUAGUUUAAUGGUUUAGCUUUAAAAUAGCGAGUAUUAAUGCCGAGAACUCGAUUGUUUAUACAAAUUGUAUGCGUUUAUAUUUGACAGGCUAUUUAUUUGGUUUAUUUACGUAUUUAAAAAAUGUGGUUACUUAGUAUUUAUCGCCACUACCAUACCAAGACAUGCUUGCUUCAAGAUGCAGGAUUUGCCAAGGGUGGGUUGGUGGGUUGAUUACAAAAUUUUUGUAGUUUGCUAUAACUACGGCUACUUCAAAAAUUAUAUAAGUAGUCAGCUACAACUACUGCUACUUCUGAGUAUAUGUAGUCAACUACUGCUACUUCUGAACAAAAGUAGUUUGCUACUGACUACAGCUACUGCUUAAAAAAUGUAGCGAACUAUUUCGCUAUAUUUUUUAGUGUUACUGUAUUUGGAGCAUCUAUUAACACAAGCUGUAAUGUAACCUAUAACAAAUCGACUUACGAGUAGCAACAGUAAACACAAAGCAACAUUUUUUUUGUAAGCACUACAGUGUGCAAAUUGACUAUCGAGGAUUGAUUUUAUAAGCAAACCGUGUCUCAAAUCAUGCCAUUCUAUCAAGUUGCUAACAAUUUAAAAAAAUAGCGAUUUGCUAUUUGAAAAGUAGUCAACUACUUGGCUACUUUUAGGCAAAAUGUAGUUUGCUAUAACUACAGCUACUGUUUUGAAAAAGUAGUCAAAAACUACUGGCUACUUGAAAAUUGUAGUUCGCUACAGUAGCGAACUACAACUACUUCGCUACUACCCACCCUUGGAAUUUGCUUAUAAUGUCAUGUCCAGACGACGACAUAGACUCUACAUUGACAUAUAGAUAAUAGAUGGCAAGCAUUACUUUUAAACCUCUCCCAAAGAGGAAAUUAACUCCUUUCAGGUGUCCUAACACACUUACUAUUAUCAUAAAUAAUUUUUUCUACCCUCCCCCUCUGGAUGGAAGAAUUUUCCUAAUUUCCUCGGGGGGGGGGGGAUGCAGGUUUUUUCUGGAACAACAUAAUUUCAUGUCAAAGAGUUGUUCUAUUAAAUAUAUAGUUGUUAAAAAGAUAAAAUUCACUAUUUUUAGAAGAUACCGAAGGUGCAACAAAGGCAUUACAAGCUAUCAAUAAUGAAGUUGGGGAGGUGGAAGAGAUGAUGAAUGAUUUUAAGAAAUAUUUAAUGCAGCAACAAAAGUUGUUAAAAAAUGCAGAGGCUUUGAAAGAUGUUUUUGAUGGUUUUCAACAAAGAAAUGAACACAUUGCAGCAAACUUACCCCAGCACUUGCCUGGAAGGCAGUCAAGGUAACAAUGAAUUGAAACAACAAUUUAAAAUGUUUUUCCCAAGAUGCCUUGUUAGCAGUGCUACUGUUAGCAGUGCUACUUAAUUAACCAAGAAUAUAAAUCCUAGCUAUGUCAGUGCCAGACAAUAUGCAAUAAAGUGUAUUAUAUAAUCUGCGAGUGCAAUGGAAUAAAACGUAUAGUACAAUUGCACUCUUUGUGUUUUCGAUAAAUCGCAUCCCUCAAAAUGCUUCUUAUACGAAUCUAUUAGUCUAUUUUGGUAUUAUAUAAAACAAAUAAUGAAUGUUUCUUCGUGCAAUGGUAAGAAUAUUUCCAUUCGGUGAAAGAUGGAAUGUUCCAUUCAACUCGGCUGUCGCCUCGUUGAAUGGAACAUUCCAUCUUUCACCUCAUGAAAAUAUUCUUACCAUUGCACUCAUAAACAUUCAUUAUUUGUAUAUUUUAAGACACUGCUUCUCCCGUUUUACAAUUAUGAUGUUAUAGGGCCACCUCUGUGCAACCUCUAGGUGGCCCUGCUUGUUAGCACUAUGUCAUUUGAAUAUCAAGCAUAGCAAUAGUGCCAUUCAGUCACAAUCCAGUGAUCUGAAUGUUCUGUUGUCUUUUCAUUGUUUUGAAAAUCUCACUGUUCUCCAUGCCAUCCACCGUAAUGUUUAAUGUUAUGUCAGGAUUGUUUUCAAAAGACCUGAGCUUAUUUUUUCAAUAUUUCUAUCAAAUGUUUCAUUGUGUUUCAGUGGCCCUGCCAGGACAGUUCUGAAGGAAAGAGAUCAAGCUGUUUCUGCAGAAAGUGAAAAGAAAGCAAAAGUAAAACCUGCUGCAAAAACUGCAAAUUAUCAUAAAAUUGAUUAUCUUACAACAGAACAGUUUGACAGUGUGCCAAAGUAAGUUUGAAUUGCCACUUCUUAAAUUUUGUCUUAUCCUCUGAAUUAGCAAUCUCUGUCAAAACAGCCCCAAUUUAAAUACAAUCCUUAUAACCCAUGAUACUAAAUCUAAUCCAUUCUAAGCAUAAUACUAAUUAUAUGCCUAACCUUGAUUCUGUGUCUAACCUUAAUUAUUGCAAUCACCGUUACAAUUGUGUUUUAUAAUAUAUUUUUAGAUAUCUAAAAGGUCGCCUUACCUAUGCACAAGUCAACUCGGCAGUUGAUCAAAUUCAUCAAGUCUUGGCUGCCAAAUAUAAAAUCCUGAGCACAAAAAGACUGGGCAUGGGUGAACACAUUAUGAAAAAAUACAGAGUAAGUAAAUUUUUUCAGAAUGUUCUCUUUCACAGAAAUGGUGACUCAAUGUAUUCACAUCAUAUGUAAAGGAGUCUUUGGAUUGUUGUAUUUUCAAUUUGCAUUCUGGUAAUUGGUAUAAAAUAAUAUUUUUUAGGAAUUUAAAGAGCAAGAAAUGGCCGAGACCAAAGGUUUGUCAACCCCAUCAGUAUUGUAAUAUCUAGAGACAUACAGUCUAUCGACCAAGAUGCAUAAUCUAAGCAAAGCAGAUGGUGGCCAACGUCACAAAUGUUUAUACUGGGUCAAAAGUCUUGGAACUGUGUGAAAAAUCAAAGAAAGUCUUUAAAAGUCUUUACGAUUUCCUAACUAAUAAAAUAGAUUGAUUGAAGCAAGAUUUUUGCAAAUAUUGACGAAAAGGUGCAUUUUAGGAUUGGAUUUGACGGGACUAUAUACCGGGUAAACAUGGUGCUUAUAGUCGCAAUUUUAUGAAGAUCUUUGAAAAGUCUUUGAAAAUAGGCAGAAAAAAUCUUUAAAAGUCUUUGAAAUUAUUUGGUCUUGGAGACUAUGAACCCUGUUACAGGAGCAAGGAAUCCUGUAAGGUCAAAACGUCCCCAACUCAAGUCAAAAUGUCCUCGUGUCAAAAUAUCCCAACUAAAGUCAAAUCUGUUGGCUAAAUUUGGAAAACUUGUGUUGUAACCCUGUGAACAUGUUUAUUCUUUUUUAUUAUAUAAAGUAUAGUGCUUUAUAGAGAUUUCGAGCAUUGAUAAAAGUGAUAAUCUCACAUGUGAGAUUAUUCAUGAUAAUCUCACAUGUGAAAAUUAUCGCUUUUCAAUUAUCGCUUUUCUGUAAAAAUUAUCGCUUUUCAAAGACUGCCCUUUAUAUAAUAAACAGAAAAAUACAUGGGUGCUUGGAAAUACCAGAUUUAUUUCUCGUGUUGAACAUGAUAUCUCACUCGUUCGCUGCGUUCCCUUGUGAGAUAUCAUGUUCAACACUCGAAAUAAAUCUGGUAUUUCCGCGCACCCAUGUAUUAUCUCUAUAUAAUUUAGUGGCAGUUCAAUUUAUUUGAACACAAGAGUCAGGGUUUUUUGACCUGGGGACGUUUUGACCUGGGGACGUUUUGACUGCAUGGAUACCCUUUAGUCACACCUUCAUAUAUUCUUUCAGGCUGUUAUUUCUUCGUGGACAAAGACUUGAAGGAAUUCUCAAGUUUCAAACUGGAUAAAGUUGGACAGUCUAUCCUGAAUAUCCUGAGGCAUUGUGGGAAACUCAAGGAGGUACGUGGCGGGAAAAUCGUUCGUUUUGUUGUUGUGCCUGCAUAAUGAUCUGCACGGAAUGUUGUGUGUGGAGUCGUGUUUUGAAAGAUUGCUCUUCCAGUAUAUCCCCGUAAACGUUGGUCUGGUAAAAGUUCAUUUAGUUUUAACGUGUCCACAGAAUUGCAACUAUUUCACAAGCUGUAACAUUAGCAUUGGAAUAUCACUUUUGUAACCUGCGAAUGCAGCCAACACGCGCAAACAUUGAAUUUUCGGAGACAUUUACGUUGAUCUGGAAAAGUUUGUUUAGUUCAUGCCGGCAGAAUCCCUUCCAUCUGUUAAAUAUUGACAUGUUUCAAAACCGGAAAAACUAAAAUGCCAUCCAGUCGUAGACUUUGUAUAUACAGAAACUGCACGCUUAUUAUACUCAAAAACAAUUUCCAUGUUUAUUUUAUCUUACAAUUAUAACUAGUAACAAUUAGAAAAUCUGCUAACUAUUUGUAUCAUAGAAUUAGAAUUAUACCGCAGUAUUUUACAAAGAGGUUGUUUGGGAUCAAAUACUGUACAUAUACUUAUUUACAUAUCAAAAUUUAUAAUAACAAUCGCAUAAAAUAGCUAAGCUAAUCUCUUUGCUAAUCUUGCCCAAUCAAUACUUAUUGUUCAAUAAAUAUAUCCUAUACAGUACAAUGAACUAGAAAUGAUUGGAAAACUUAAAUGAAAAUUAUUAAAUGUAAAUUGUCACAAUUACAUAUAUUACAUACAGAUAUAACUUGCCAUUUCCCCAGACAUUACAACUGUUCGCUUUCCGAUUUGUUUCAAGAAUCAAUGUUCCGCAAGUCUGAGGUGUUUUCUGUUGCUGUUUUCAUUAAGAAACUGGUGACUUCGCUCCACCGUUGUUUCUCUGGGCAAGCUAAAUAAAUAUGAUUAAAACGAAUUAGAACAAAUAAAUGGAAACCCGUGAAUAAAUUCGUGGAAC